AUGUAUAAAUAAAAUGGAUAAGCUCUCAAGAAUAACAUUAGUGAAUUAAAAAAAGUAAAAUAGAAUAAAGUAACUACAUUCACAAGUAACUCUCCAAGAUAAAAUUAUGAAUUUAUGCUUGCGAGUCCAGUAGCAUAAAUGUAGUAAAUAAAUGUUUAAUUAGAAGAAUCGGCGGAAUUAAAUUCAAAAUUAUUCUAAAACUUUGCAUAAAUUAGCUAAAAUCAAGAAUUUUAAUCUUUUAGUAAGAUUUAAACUUAGAAAUCAGCUGAGAAAUAGUCAAUUUUAAAUUAGAAUGACAAAUUUAAUUUUAGCUAAUUUGAAGAAGCAAAUCUUGAAAAUGUUCAGACAAGCAUGGAUGCUGGAUAAGACAAUUUAACUUCUUAGAUUUAAAAAUACAUAACUGAUAUUGCUCCACUAUCUAGUAAGCGCGGCUUAAUUUAAACAAUAACAUCUCCAUUAACAAAAAAAACAUAAAUACAAAAAAUCAAUGAAAAGAAAGUUAAAGACUAAAAAUAUUCAAAUAAAAGUUUUUAAACAUAAGAGGUAAAUAAAUUAUAAUAAUAGAAUAUUGAUAUUUAAUCUAUAUCUUCUUCCUCAAACAGUGUAUAAACGCGAUAAGUUUUUGAAAAUAUACACAAAAAAAAUCAGAUGAGAUAUCUUAAAAUAAUAAAUGCUUUCGGAAUAUUAUCAGCUUUAGCUAUUCUUUCUUUGAUAUUGUUAGCAUUUUUUAACUUUCUUACAAGCUUAGUUUCUCAAAGAGAAAACUUCAAAUACAUUAACUGGAUUUAUAUGAUUAACGUACAAAUUAGUUAUUCCCUUUCAGAGCAUAAUAUUAUUCUGCUAAACUAAUACAAUCUUUUAUCUACACCAACUGCUCAAUACCAACCUUUCAUGGAUCUCUUAAAUGAAUAAAAUUAAUCUAGGAUAUCUCUGACAAUACUAUAUCCUAAUAGUAAAAUCUUUCAAUGA
This is a messenger RNA of Tetrahymena thermophila SB210, 969 nucleotides long. Its product is annotated as transmembrane protein, putative. The record is from RefSeq and is a predicted model, not a curated record. The transcript has 3 exons. Lineage: Eukaryota; Ciliophora; Oligohymenophorea; Hymenostomatida; Tetrahymenidae.